UUCAAUUGAGAAGGCCGUGUUAAGGCGAUCUAUGAGUGCUCAGCAGCAUUCAAAAAGCUUGAUAUUUGGCAAUGGUAACAGGCAUUGGACCGUCGUUGAAGGUUGCGUGCUUUUGCUAUCCCACUCCGCCACGACAUGCCGAUGUACUUGCUCAAACGGUUGUGCGCCAUCGAUAAGGUUUCGAAAUUCCGGCUGCCACCCUGCACUAUCUUGUGUAUAUCUAAACGGGUGGCCUUUGCUUUGCCCCCCUCCUCGAGACUGAACACUAUACCAAAGAAACUUCGUUCUUUGCGCCAGUCCUUGUGACUGUGCUUGUUUUCCAGAUGUCGAAAGAACAGCUUCCAGAUGAGGCCUCUACUAUCGAAGGGGCCUCUCCUAAGGAGUCUACAGAUACAUUCUUCUCAAAGUCUGGAACGCCCUCGGAAAAGUUACUCAUUCAGAGCCCACACAGCCCCUCAAGUUUACAAGCAAAACCAUGGCCGGCUCGACCACAGCGGCUUUACAAAGGCAUCCGAGGUUGGAGGUGGUGGGACUUAGCGCUUGACGGGGUGCAGGUCAUGCUGCCUAUCCCGUUUUUCGUUCUCGCAGCCGCAGUGGUAGCAGUUAACGGAAGGGUGGUCGACGAAGGACAGUUCUCUAUCUUAGACCAUUCUAUCAAAGGGGCUACCACUCUGUUCCCAAUUUGCUUUGCAGCCAUCACUGGCAGAGCAGCGAUUAAGUACGCGACAUGGAAGCUCGAGCAAGGAACCACGAUUGGUGUCCUGGAGCAAUUGAUGGGAAGCAGGACCGUCGCAAGCGCAUUUACAACCCAAGUACAACUUCGGUCUUUCAACAUAGUUGGAUUUCUCAUCAUCUUUAUCUGGUCACUCUCACCGAUCGGCGCCCAAAGCAUUUUGCAUAUAUUAUACACGCCUGUGCAGGCUACCUCAUCCGUCUCCAGUGUGGCUUACGUCAAUUCACGUCAGCAGAGUUAUUCUAACCCCCAUUCGAGUUCAAGCUUUCCUCAGCAAUGGUUCAAUUCUCUAGCGAUUGAGAUGGGCUCGAUGAUGAUUGCCCCGUCCGAAGUUAAAGCAAGCACAAUGGACAUCAAUGGAAACGUCAAAAUUCCCUAUCAGUCCGGCGUUCUUGCCUCUGGCAUUGCCCCAGAUAGUGAAGGUUGGGUGCAAAUAUCUUCGUUGAAUGCAACAGCCAAUGGUAAUCUUAUAUGGUCCUCCCUGUUCGGAAUUCCGGUCGUUGGAAUUAAUUACGGAAACACUACUUUCAAUAUCGAGUCAACUUAUAUGGAAUUAACCUGCACCAACAAGACCUUCGAGAGUUUGGAAGGACCUGAUGGACCCAGUGGGCCACGUAUCAACUCAACCUUCGUCUCGACAAGAGGCCCUUAUUUCAGUGCCGAGGAUCCGGAUCUUACCGACCCUUGGAUUAUAGGCUAUAGAGGGGUGGACAUUACAGCCUACAACGGCACCAGUGAAGGCGCCUAUGUGGCUCCACAGUUUUGCCCAGAUUGUUUAAGUCCAGACUUUAUGAGCCAGACAAUCCAGGCGGGUACAAUUGCCUUCCAGGAAUUUGAUGGAAUAGACCCCGGCGACGCGACGACCGUUUUCUGCAACCCAUAUCAGAAGUACGUUGAGUCCAAGGUCUUCUGUAUGAAGACAGAAAAUACUCGGCAAUGUCAGGUGACUGCUCAGCGCUCCUCCAUCCUCCCCCAUAUGCCACCGGAAAUCACGUACCUCAACUUUCCCUUGGUGGCUUUAGGCAUGUCUUCCCUUCUCAAAAACAUCACUCCUAUCCACGAUGCAACCAACGAGCUCCAGAAUUACCUUGUCUAUGAUCCAAUGGACCCAAUCAAUGUGAUUGACCACGAUAACUCGCUUCUUCUCGGGGCAGGAGAUUUGCCGAACUUUCUUUCUGAAGUUGAGUUGAGCGACAUCGGGACUCGGCUUGGCCAGAUACUAACUGCGUUUGUGUACGGGAGUACGUGGAAUGCGUCUGUCUUCCUCAUCGGUGAAUCAUUUGAAGGCAUGCAAGGAAACCUGUUUGGCGGCAAAAAUGCCAGUUUUGUUCCAGCCAGUAGAGCUGAACUUGCCGCCAUGAUUCAGAACCAAACAGCCGCAUUUACGGUCCCUGCUGUUUUGACGACUCAUGCUCAGGUUUAUUAUUGUUAUUUCCCCUGGCUUGGAGUGUUCCUUUUCUCAACGGUUGUGAUGCUGGCUGGUGCCAUUACGGGAGUCAUCUUCUCGAGGAAGACUAUCGUUCCGGAUUACCUGGGAUUCGUUUCCAGUUUGGCCAAAGAGAGUCCUUGGAUACGGAUGCCGGAUGUUGGUGUCAACAUGGAUGGCAUGGAUAAGGCGCGACUAGUGAAGGAAGUGAAGGUUCGACUUGGGGAUGUCAGUUAUGCCCAGGGAGGGCACCCUGAUAUUGGUAGAUUAGCUUUUGCGCGGCUAGAAGAGACAACGAAAGUGAAGAAAGAUAAGUUGUAUGUUUAACAAAGAUAGAUUAGAUGAUAGACAUUAUAUUCUUCCAGGCUCCUACUACGAGUAAUUCAC
Molecule: messenger RNA, 2546 nt
Organism: Hyaloscypha bicolor E
Lineage: Eukaryota; Fungi; Ascomycota; Leotiomycetes; Helotiales; Hyaloscyphaceae
Exons: 2
Coding region: 324-2486 (720 amino acids)
Source: RefSeq, a predicted model, not a curated record